Messenger RNA from Zymoseptoria tritici IPO323, 3072 nucleotides. RefSeq lists its product as hypothetical. NCBI's taxonomy places the organism in Eukaryota, Fungi, Ascomycota, Dothideomycetes, Mycosphaerellales, Mycosphaerellaceae. The record is from RefSeq and is a predicted model, not a curated record. The coding region runs from base 1 to 3072 and encodes 1023 amino acids. The transcript is spliced from 7 exons.
AUGUCUUUUCUUCGAGCCAUUGCGUUUUUAGCCUCGGGUGCGCUGGCUAUCGGUCAGCGCUCCACUGUCAACUUCGAUGGAUCUGGCAUUCUUCUCGCAAGCAAUACUUCCUUCGUCAAUAUCUAUGCCGAUCCGAACGACUGGCCAGCAGUCUUGCGGGUUUGCGAUGAUCUUGCAAUGGACUUUGGGCGAAUCACAGGCACGAACGGGUCUGUGAUACACAAUGGCAAUGGCACAGGUGCGAGCCUGAAUGCGAGUAUGAUCUUCAACGUCACCGGGCGGCCGUCCUUUGGUGUCAUCAGCAGUGGAAGUGCCAGUGGAGGUGUGAUCAUUGCAGGAACACUUGGCAGGUCGUCAGUCAUCGAUCGACUGGUCGCUGAGGGGAAGCUCGAUGUGACUGGUAUCGAAGGCUCGUGGGAGGCAUACGUGUCUGCAAUAGUUCAUGAUCCACUCCUGGGCGUUGAAGAGGCGAUGGUCAUAGCAGGCUCCGACCGACGUGGAUCCGUCUUUGGACUUUACAGCGUUUCGGAGCAGAUCGGCGUCUCUCCGUGGUACUACUGGGCCGACUCUCCUCCGCAGAAGCAUUCCUCGAUACAUGCGGAUAACACUACAGUUAUACAAGCCUCGCCAUCGGUGAAGUAUCGAGGUUUCUUUAUCAAUGAUGAAGCUCCUGCUCUCACUGGUUGGAUCGACGCUAAAUUCCCUCCCUCGCCAUGGGGACCGGGAUACGGAGCAGAUUUCUACGCUUCUGUGUUUGAACUUCUACUCCGACUGCGAGCCAACUACCUCUGGCCUGCCUCGUGGAAUAGCAUGAUGAAUGUCGACGAUCCUCGCACCCAAGCACUUGCCGAUGAGUACGGCAUCGUGAUGGGAAGCUCUCACACAGAGCCAAUGAUGCGAGCAACGAAAGAGUGGAGUGUCUUCGGCGAUGGGCCUUGGGACUGGACCGCCAACAACGAGUCCAUCUAUCCCUUCUUUGUAGAAGGUGCCGAGAGAGCAAAGCCGUAUGAAGGUGUCCUUACGAUGGGUAUGCGUGGAUCUGGCGACACUGCUCUUGCCCCCGGCAUUCAGACCGAGCUCCUCGAAGAUGUUGUGGCCACUCAGUCCGAAAUAUUGACCGCUCUCUGGGGAAACGACUCCGUUCAAAAUCCAGAUGUGGUACCGCAGAUGUGGUGCUUGUACAAAGAAGUUCAGGGAUACUACGAAGCCGGGAUGAGCGUUCCAGAAUACAUGACUCUUCUCUGGACGGACGACAAUUGGGGAAACAUUCGUCGUCUGCCACUCAAAAAUGAGACCAGCAGGAGCGGCAAUGCGGGCGUUUACUACCAUUUUGACUACGUAGGCGAUCCUCGGAAUUACAAGUGGAUCAACACAAUCCCGCUGCAGAAGACGUGGCAGCAGAUGAACCUCGCUUACGAACGAGAUGCGCGACGUAUCUGGGUCGUCAACGUUGGAGACAUUAAGCCUCUGGAACUGCCCAUUAGCCACUUCAUGGACCUGGCAUACGAUAUCAAGCUCUGGAAUGAGAGGAGUGUGCCAUCUUACCUCGAGAUGUGGGCUGCGAGAGAAUUUGGGCUCGAAGUUGCUCACAAUACCGCCGUUCUGUUGAAUAACUACUCUAUCGCAGCGGGUCGCAGAAAGUUCGAAUUGGUCGACACAGCGACAUUCAGCCUGAUCAACUACGACGAAGCAGACAAAAACCUCGACGAAUGGAAAGCCAUGCAGACUACGGCGCAGUCGAUCAUGGACUCGCUUCCCGCUGAGACGCAGCCAGCUUUCUUCGAGAUGGUGUAUCAUCCAGUCACCGCUGGCUACGUUUACUACGACAUCAUGAUCUCCAGCGCGAGGAACAAUCUUUACGCAAGACAAGGACGAAACAGUGCCAAUAGCAUUGCGGAACAUACUCAAAGCCAGUUCAAGAAAGAUCGCGAGCUCACCGAGCAAUACAAUGGUCUAUUGGAUGGCAAGUGGGACCACAUGAUGGACCAGACGCACAUCGGUUAUGAGUAUUGGCAACAGCCGAUGCGUCAGCGUCUCCCCGGCUUGCGAUACAACAUGCCGGGAGAGAGCAGUCUGGCGGGAGGAAUGGGCGUCAGCGUCGAAGGCAACAAUGCCACCGUACCGGGCGACGACGCCUUUCAUCAACUGUCAUCGCAGUCACUCACGAUGGCGACAUUCAACCCAUACGGCGCUACAUCCCAGUGGAUCGAGAUCUACAGCAUGGGUGCAGAUGCUUUCGACUUUAACAUCUCUGCAAAUGGUUCUUUCGUGCAGUUCUCUGAGACGACUGGACACAUUACCCCAGAUGGAGCCUCAGACAAGCGAAUCUAUGCCAGUUUCGAUUGGAACUCCUGCCCGGAAGGAAGUGGUAUAGUCCUGGUCAAUAUCUCCUCGAUCAUCGCCAACACUAGUCAAUACCGCGAGGAGACUCAAUACGGAACUCAGUAUGGCAUGCCACAAAUCAUGCUGCCAUACGAGAACAUCAAGGUGCCCAACAAUUUUACCAAUGGAUUUGUCGAGUCCGAUGGGCAUAUUUCCAUCGAGCUGGAGCACUAUAGUGCUGUAACGUCCGAAUCCAGCGAAGUCCAGUACAAAGUGAUUCCCGGGCUCAGCCGUACCCUUUCAGGAGUCUCGCUCUUCCCUGUCACAGCCGACUCGCAGUCUGCACCGGACUCGCCAGGCUUGGAGUACAAAUUGUACACAUUCACCGAUCUGAGGACCGGCAUGUCCUCGCCUGCGGACCUGGUCAACAUCACUAUUGUCACCACGCCUUCCCUGAACACGAUUCCUGAGCGGCCGCUCAAGUAUGCUAUUCAGUUUGAUGAGGAAGAUAUCAAGACUGUGCAAUACGUGGUGGAUCAGCCAAAGGGAGCGAAUCCCGUCGGCUGGCUGGCUGCGGUCGCCAACAACGCAUGGAUGACCACUUCGAACUUCACUUAUUCCGGCCAUGGAGAGCAUACAUUGAGGAUCUGGGCGCUGGAGCCUAACGUCGUUCUGAACACUGCUUGGAUUGAUCUUGGUGGCUUGAGACCGAGUUAUCUAGGACCGCCCGAGAGUACGAGGAUCAUGUGA